UGAGCUAUUCCUUCGCCUUCUUACUCCAUACAAAAACACUUCUACAAUCGCGUGAUUUAUUUACUGUAACAACCUUUCCCGGUUUCCGACCCCAAAAAACCGAAACACAAACCUUUCUCCGAUCACCGUUACCUCGAUUUCCAUGAACGCUCACAGAAAAAGAUUAAAAUAAUAUCACAUAGGACACAAGAAAAAGAAAAGUCUUCACAAACUGUGAGACCAACCCCAACCGCCUAUUCCUGCUCUCACUUUCCCGCCGCUCACUCUCAUCUUCAAUCUUAUCACCACCACCUCUCUCCAGAAAGUUCCGAAUUCUCUAAUGCUGGAGCUCCGGUUUUGCUAGCACAGUUGGAAUGUUUCCGAGCGGCACAAUCCGGCGGAGGCUGGCCGCUCUGCUGCGGCCGUGGCUUCGGGAAGAGCCGGAACUCGAGCUCAGUUUGGGGCUGAUCAGUUCGCACGCGGUGGCUAAGAACCUCCGGUUCGAUACCGCGGCGCUCAAUCGGCUCGGCGACGAUUCGGACGGGCUUUUGUAUAAGGAGGUCAGUGUCGAACAGUUGAGCGUUCGGUUCUCGAACUGGCUCGCUCCUGCAUUUUCAAUCGAGUUUCAUGGCGUCAAAGUGAUGCUCUCGACUCGGGAGUUGAAGAAGAAGAAGAAGAAGAAGAAGAAGCUUUCUGAGGAUACAUUUGCAGAGGAUACGAAGAAGAAGAAGCUUUCUGAGAUUGAUCCUCAGGGGAGUGCUGUGCAUGCUUUUCUGGAAAAUCUUAUGGCUACUUCUACGACUCCGAAAAAUAAGUUCAAAACAUCUCUUUUGAAUCUGUUACUCACACACUGUCAGCUCCAAGUGCAUGAUAUUAGUGUCCAAGUCCAGGUUCCGAUCUUAAAUGAUUCGUUUUUCUGUUCACUGGAUAUAGAAGAUAUAAAUGUAGAUCCUCAGUAUAUUGAUCGUGGGUGUCUUCUUCGAGGCCUUUUUGGUACAUUCUUUGUACCUAUGAAGGAGAGCUCUUUUGCUAUAGUAGGCAGUGGUUGUGAGGUUGGUUUUAAGAGGGCAGGUCAACUCAAACGUGUCUUGUUAUUGACCGAGUUGUGCAGUUGCAUUAAGUUGAAUGAUUUUCAGCUUGUAGACAUCAAUCUUCGAGUCCCUGAAAUACAUUUUUCAUUUUCUCCGGAUGAUGUUUCUUUCUAUUUGGCAUUCACUACAGCAUCAUCCCAAGAAUCUCAUCGUGCUAGAGAUGGCAGACAACUGUGGAAGCUAGCUGCGAGUAGAAUUGACAAUAUGACUUCAGCUCAUAGGUGGUCGUUGCAAAAGUCAGCUGUUGCUGUUUGUUUCUGGUUACGUUAUCUCAAUGCUUAUGAGUAUUUACUGUUGCUAAUUGGAUAUUAUGACGACCACUUACUAAAAAGAUCAGCUAUUAGAAUCUAUGAGGACAAGAUGCUUUUGAGUUCUGUUGAAAACCAAUGGAAGGUGAUUUCUGAUAUUGAGAAAGAGCUGCCAGCUGAAGCUAUUGCACAGGCAUGGAAAGUAGCCCGUAACAGAGCAGCAUCAAAUGUUCAAUGUCCCGAAUAUAGUUCCAAAAAACCAUUUGUGACUACAAUUUACAACUUCCUUCUCAUAAUCCUUUCAUUACUAGCUUGUGCCUGGAGAUUUUUUUGCAAGAUAGUCCUUUUUAUUAUGCACCUCUUUGUUUUUAGGAAAAUAUUAGUCAAUGAGCCAAAGAGUGCAGAUCUGGAUAUUGUUUCUGAAGGUCCGUGUACGCAGUUUUGCUUCAGUUUGAUGCUUGGAAAAGUUCAAAUCACUAUCUCUCAUAGAAAUGAAAUUCAACUCUUAGUAAAUGAGAAGUUGAAAUCACAUCUUGGGAUCACUUACUCGGAUUCACUUUCAUUUCGUCUUUCAGUUGAUGCACUGUUAUUAAAAUAUGUAGAGGACAUGUGUGAAGAGUCUUUACUGAUAUCCUGUGGGCAAUUAAAGGUCAGAUCCUCAUCUCUUAUGGAAGCUCCUGUUAAAGAAAGCAGUUCAAAAUUAUUCUUUAGUUCUAUGGAAGCACAUUGGAAGGAGAGCAAUGAUAAGUGGAACAAUAUUCUGUGGGGUGAGCCAGCAGAAAUAUUUCCACUUUUAGAAACUUCUGAAACUGGUUGUGCUGAUCAUGUUGAAGGUUCUUGUGUCUCAUUUCUGAAAGACAUGUGGUUGGAUUGGAGAAGUGAGUGCGAUAAAUUUGGAAAAAGUGAAAUUCAGUACUCUGAAACUCCAUUCCUUCUUUGUGAAUUUAAAAAUUUCUUGAUAUAUCCAGACCUCAAAACAUCGGAUUCUGGUUUUUGGAAGUUCUAUUUUGUUCUGGGAAAGUUGAAUCUUGUGUUGGGAUAUUCAUCAAUAGUAUCAUUGUCUUUGCUAUUUAGGCAGAUACAACAUACUCUAUGCUGGGGAGAGACCAAUGGUCAGUCACCCGGUCUUUCACAUUCUCCAAGAACCAGUGAGAGUAAACCAGAAAUCAGUCUGGAUAGCAAAUACAAGUGCUAUGCUAAUAGAUUAGAAAUGGCAUUGCUUAAAAUGCUUCCAAAAAAACAUGUUCAACUAGGGGUAUUCAUUGCUGGUCCUCACAUCCUUAUGUCAUUGGGAAAGAAUUUUGACGGUGGCAACAAAGACAAAAAUCAUGUAUAUAUUCAGGACGAUUUUCACGUUGCAUUUGAUGUGCACAAUAUUGAAGCUGCUGUUUGGCCAACCUCAAAGUUUGAUCUUGCAUCAUUCGUGGGGCCCUCAGCAUCUGAUGAUGUGGAACCAGAGUGCGUCAGGAUGGACCAGCCUCUGGUGAUUGAUAUCUCUAACUCUAAUAAUGGGAAGUAUCAAGCUCAGGGUGGGAUCUCUCUUGGUUCCUACAUACGAGUUGAUGGUUUAGAUGUCUGCCUGGUUGCCGCAGCAGGAAAACGACAAAGCCAGAUUUUGGUUUCUAAGCCAAUGACUUUGCAGUUGUUAUCCUCCAGGGAGUAUGUUCAUUCAUUUAGCACAAAUGUUAUUGCUUUCUCUGCGGCUUUGUUUGGGAAAACUGAAGGAUUCACCAUUUUAUCGUACAUGGAUGAAUUUGAUGUUCUCUUUCAGGUGCUUGCAAAUUUAUCUUCUGCAGUAUCAUAUUCAUUUAGACAUUUUGCAUCUGUCAGUGACUUGCCAUUACAAUUUGGAAAGCAACAAUAUUCAAAUGCUGAAUCUGAGAACGAGGAGACUACAGCGCAUGAACCUCCCUUGAAUUAUAGCAGUGUCCUAUUUUCAACUAAUGGGACCUUCAAAAUCAAGUCAAUGAAUAUAAUCGUGCACAAGUCUAGGAUGGGUGAUAAUGUGGGGAGCUGCCUAGCAACCUCUGAUGCUUCAAGUAGCAAACAGUUGUCUGAGCAUGACUUGCCUGAUUAUGGAAUUUGGAUUUCAGUUCAUCAAACAAGUCUUGAUAUGUCUUACAAAGAAGGAAAAGUGAUACUUCUUUCUAAUUUAUCAGAAAUUCAGUCUUCAAGUUUUAGAUAUAAGAAUCGGAGAGGCAAAAGUACUGAUCAGUCUGAACUUAGUGAUCUGCUACUGCAAUCUCUUGAUUGCAUAUAUCAACUAUCACUUUCUAGUUGUGUACUUAGUUUAUCACUGUUCCUAUCUCAGAACUGCUCAUCUAUUGGCACUGUUAGCAACACACUUGAUACUAAUUCUGUGAGUGAAACAGAGCACACGGAAAAUUUCCCAUUCACUAAUUCUGAAAGCUCAGGUCAUCAGAACUAUAGCUUUAUUCAAGGGUCAGAACUGGUUUCAAAUAUUCGACCUCCGGGCUCAAGCCAUUGGUUACUUGUAAAUCUUGCACUGGGUAAGAUUUAUGUGGGAAGAUGCUCAGCAAAGAAUGUUAUGAAUGAGGCGCAUCAAUUAAAUAAGUUUUUGUCAUCAGUUUCUGUUGGUGGUGAAUUUCAGAGAAUCAGUUGUGAAAUUCAGGGUGGUUUCCUUUUCCUUGAAACAACAGCUUCGGCUACCUUAUUGCGAUGUUUUUCUUCAUAUCUUGAUUGCUUCACAAAUAUUUUAUCUGGCUCACAAUCAUCCGAUAAGCACGUUGAAGAAGAUAAGCCCAUUGAAGAAGCUGAUACUGCUGUAAAUAUGACUAGACCAGAUAGUCAUUCUGAUAAGGACUGUAUGCAAGAGACUCCUUGUACAUCUCCACUGGUCAAAGGGGGACAGAUGGAAGCUUUUAGCUUAAAUAUAUCUCGUUUUUCUUGCGCUCUUGUGAUUCAGGAAGAGAAUGGUGCUGUACAGGAGCUUGUGCUUGAGAUUGAUGCCCAUUUGAACGUUGAGUUGGAAAACAUGCUAAGAAAAUUUAUAUUUAAGCUUUCUCGCAUAUCAAUCCUUUCUCAGGUCCUUCAAGAAAUUUUGGAAAAUAAAACCCAAAGUUCUCAAGUUUCUUCAGUCACAUCGAAUACUUUUCAAUCUCAUGCUGCAUCAGGAGCGUCUACAGGUUCUCAGCACAUGGACGAGAUUCAUCCUGUUAAUAAUGCAAGUAGUUCAAGACGUCCUGGAUCACAGGAAGAGCACUCUGAACAUAGUUCUCUGCAUGAGGUAUUUCGUCUAAGUCAUCACAAAUAUAUCCUAAAGGGUCAAGAACUAGCCUCCAGUGAGUGCGAGUUAAGACAGGAAGGGGGAACUGCCUUCAUAUCAGUUGAGAAGCCUUUAAAUGAAGUUUGGGUUGGAAGCGGAACUAUUUCAUGUUUUGAUAUUACAAUAUCUCUAUCUCAAAUACAGAUGCUUUUGUCUAUGAUUUCAUCCUUUUCUGGGGUAUUUGGGGAGGAGUUGAUCAGUGAACCGGAUAGAAGGCACUGGUCUAAUGACGAGGAAUUAAAAAAUAGUGUGGAGACAAUGGUUCCUAAUGGUGCAAUAGUGGCAAUUCAGGAUGUCCAUCAACAUAUGUAUUUUACUGUUGAGGGUAAUGAGGAUAAGUACAGCUUAGCGGGUGCAGUUCAUUAUUCUCUUGUGGGAGAAAGCGCUCUUUUCAUGGUCAAGUAUAACAAUCAAAAGGGAUGGAAUUCAUCAGUUUUGUGGUUCUCCUUGAUAUCGUUGCAUGCCAAGAAUGCUUCUGGGGAGCCAUUGCGCUUGAACUACCGUCGAGGAUCUGAUUUUGUUGACGUCUCUAGUGCGAAUGAUAAUGCAGGGGCACUUUGGACAGCGGUUUCUUGUGAGCCUGAAAGUUAUGAGGGUGACAUUGACUGGGAGCCCUACAAUCAAUUGGUUAAAAGGACCUUUUACCUUGUAAACAAAAAGAAUGACUCUGCUGUUGCUAUUGUAGAUGGGAUUCCAGAGUUUGUUAGAAAGCCUGGAAAUCCAAUCAAGUUGAAAGUGUUCCACAAUGCUCCUACAGCUCAUGACAUAAAGAUGGAUAACUACCCUGGAGAGGCAUCUGUGGCUCGUCCGCAACAGAGUGAUGAAGGGAAAACUUCUGGGAAGGGUGGAAAGCUUCCUUGCAUUGAUGUUACAUUUGACACAAUUUCCUUGACCAUUAUCCAUGAACUCGUAGAUACAAAAGACAUGCCUCUCCUUCGUUGUUGCAUUGGCAGAACUGGACAGUCCAAACAUGAACUUGAAGAGUCAAAAGACAUGGCUCUCCUUGGUGGUUGCAGUGACAGAACCGAACGAUCCAAACUUACUGUUCAAAUUCUCCCUUCUAAAGUUAGGAUUAUAAGCUCCUUAACAACAGUGGUAUAUUACUUUGAUGCACAAAGAAACAAAUGGAGAGAACUUAUCCACCCAGUUGAAACAUGCCUUUUCUAUCGUUCAAGCUUCCAAAUUCAGAGUUCAGAAGCUGUUUCGCAUGGAGUACCUGUUCAUAUCCAUUGCAGAACUAAAGAGUUGAAUAUAUCCCUAUCCGAACUUUCAUUGGACAUACUUCUCUUUACAGUUGGGAAACUAAAUUUAGCUGGUCCUUUCUCAGUGAGAAGUACUAAGAUUUGGGCCAAUUGUUGCAAGGUGGAGAACCAGUCAGGAUUAAACCUUCUUUGUCAGUGUGAUGAGCAAAGUGUAAAAGUUUCCAGAAGGCAGUCUACGUCCAUUAUUUUAAGGUGCUCGGAUUUGGAAAACCAACCUCCAGAGAUGGCAUCAGUCAUGUCAAUCCGACUUACUGGUCCUAGAUCUUCUUUGAUGACCUCUCCAAUUCAUGUCUCUCACCUAGAAGCUCAAGCAUUUGCUUGGAGAACACAAAUAAUGUCACUUAAAGAUUCACAAACUUACCCUGGACCAUUUGUUAUAGUUGACGUUUCAAGGAAAUCCCAGGAUGGUUUGUCAAUUCUUAUUUCUCCUCUCGUAAGAAUACACAAUGAAACUGGAUUGUCUAUAAAGCUACGAUUUCGACGAUCUCAGCAGAAGGAAGAUGUGUUUGCUUCAGUGGUGCUUAAUGCUGGUGAUACAUAUGAUGACUCCAUGGCCAUGUUUGAUGCUAUAAAUUUGUCUGGUGAAGAAAAGAAGGCCCUGAGGUCUUUAAGUCUUGGCAAUUUCUUGUUCUCUUUUAGACCUGAAAUUCCAGAUGGCUUAAUGAACUCUAAGAAAUCAAUUUCAGCAGAAUGGUCAGAUGAUCUUAAAGGUGGAAAGGCAGUUCGUCUCUCUGGAAUCUUUGAUAAAUUAAGCUAUAAAGUGCGGAAGGCUUUCUUUAGUGAAUCUGCAAAAUCUUCCUUCAGCACUGCCCAUUGUACUCUUAAAUCGGAAGGGGCAAAUACUGUCGACAUGCAUUUUUUGAUUCAGAGUAUAAGGAGAAAUGUUCCUAUUGUACAACCUGAUAGGUCUAUGAAUCUCCUUGAAAAUAGCAAAUCACCAGUUGCCUUACAAGAGCAAAAGGAUAUUUAUCUUCUUCCUACAGUGUGUGUUUCCAAUUUAUUGCAUACGGAGAUACAUGUCUUUGUCAGUGAAUCAGAUGGACGUCCUACUAUUGCGUCUGACAAUGAUAGGAAUCAAUCAACCAUAUCUUCUGGUUCCAUGGUUGAAUUUUAUGCCAACCCUUCGAUUAUUUACUUCACAAUCACACUGACUGGUUAUGAUGCAAGCUGCAAACCAGCGAACAGCAGUGAUUGGGUCAAAAAGUUACUGAAGCAGAAAAGUGAUGUGCCUUCUGUGGACAUUGAUCUGGAUUUUGGUGGGGGAAAGUAUUCUGCUGCCUUAAGAUUGUCUCGAGGGAGCAGAGGCACAUUAGAGGCUGCUAUUUUCACAUCAUACUCCCUGAAAAAUGAUACAGAAUUUGGCCUUUGUUUCUUUGUGUCUAAUAAGAGGCCCCUUUCUAGGGAUGAAGCAGAGAAGUAUGGUUCUAGCAUUCCUUCAGAAUUUGGAUUAUAUUUGCCUCCAAAGUCAACCAGAUCAUGGUUCUUAAAAUCCAGCAAAGUGCGUCUCAAAUUGCUAAAAGAUAAUGCAUCGGAGAUGCUUAUCGACUUGGAUUCUUUAUCAGGACUUGCGGAGAUAAGUUUGGAAACAGAGGAAGGAUCUGGAAUCAGAUCUAUUACAAAGCUUGGGGUUUCCACAGGACCACCUUUGAGUAAAGUGGUUGUGCCAUCACAAAUAGUAACUAUGGUCCCAAGACAUGUUGUAAUAAAUGAAUCAGGAGAAAACAUCAUUGUUCGCCAAUGUUAUUUGCAGGAUGACACUGUUGGCAUGAUCCCCGUCAACAGUAAACAGAGGGCGCCUCUACAGCUGUGGAAUGUGAUAGACAAGAAGAGAGAUAUCAGUUUGUUUGAGCGUGUUAUGAAAAAGCACAGAAAAGCUAAUGAUGAUUCACCAAUAUAUCUCCAGUUUCGAUUGAAUGAGUCUAAGUUAGGUUGGUCGGGGCCAGUAUGCAUUGCUUCUCUAGGAAGAUUUUUCCUCAAGUUCAAAAGGCAGCAAUUGGACCAAGUGACAGCACUAGAAAGCAAUGUAACAGAAUUCGCUUCUGUUCAUCUUGUUGAAGAAGGCUCUACUCUUGGUUUACACUUCCAUAAACCUCCAAAUGUCAGUCUCCCAUACCGAAUUGAGAAUUGCUUGCCUGAUGUGUCGAUAACUUACUACCAGAAGGAUUCAUCAGAGCCAGAGAUUAUUGCAUCGGAAAGUUGCACUGAUUAUGUUUGGGAUGAUUUGACUCUUCCACAUAAGUUGGUCGUCAGGAUCAAUGAUAGUCUUCUACUACGUGAAAUUAACUUGGAUAAGGUGAGAGCAUGGAAGCCUUUCUACAAAACCAGGCAACGGAGUGGAUUGGCAACUCAUUUACCAUUUGGAAAAGACUCAGGGGACAAGAAGGGUGAUUUUGGUGAGUUUAAUGGCAUGGAGAUGAUGAAGGUGGGGUUUGAAGUAUAUGCAGAUGGUCCAACCCGGGUCUUAAGAUUUUGUGAAAUUUCUAGCAGCCACAAGGGAGAUAAAAUGUUUCAAUCAUGCGAGAAGAUUCAACUAAGACUUAAUCAGUUUACAAUUCACCUUCUUGAACAUGAAAAGCAGGAUGGAGAAGAUAUGGAGCCGCCUGGGUAUACACCAAUCUUAGCUGCAAGAAUUGGGAAUAUUAACUUUGAUUCUGUCUUUACAUAUGAGCAAAAGUUUAGCCAGAUCAGUAUACAGUCAUUGAAUUUGGAGAACAAGUGGGUGGGUGCUCCUUUUGCAGCAAUGCUUCGUAGACAUCAAUCAGACUUUGAUGAUUCAAAUGAUUGUGUACUCAAAAUUGUCAUUGUCUUGCUGUCAACCAGUUCCAAUGUUGUACAAGUUAAGUACUCGUCUAUUGCUCUGCAGCCAAUGGAUUUAAAUCUUGAUGAGGAGACAUUAAUGAAAAUUGUCCCAUUUUGGAGAACAUCUCUUAGUGAGGCGAAGAGUAGCCAGUAUUAUUUUGAUCAUUUUGAGAUCCAUCCGAUAAAGAUUAUUGCAAACUUUCUUCCUGGCGAGUCAUAUUCAAGUUAUAGCUCAACUGAGGAGACUCUAAGGUCCUUGCUGCACAGUGUAGUUAAGGUCCCUGCGAUAAAAAAUAAGGUUGUAGAGCUCAAUGGUGUUAUGGUCACUCAUGCUCUUAUAACGAUGCGUGAAUUACUUAUCAAAUGUGCACAACAUUAUUCAUGGUAUGCCAUGAGGGCUAUAUAUAUUGCAAAGGGAAGUCCAUUGCUUCCACCAGAUUUUGUGUCAAUUUUUGAUGACUUGGCUUCUUCGUCUCUUGAUGUCUUCUUUGAUCCUUCUCGUGCAUUAGUGACUCUUCCAGGUUUGACUUUAGGUACCUUCAAGUUAAUCAGUAAAUGUAUCGAUGGUAAAGGAUUCUUGGGGACAAAACGCUAUUUUGGUGACCUAGGAAAAUCUUUGAGGACGGCAGGGUCAAAUGUAUUGUUUGCUGCAGUCACUGAAAUAUCAGACUCUAUUCUGAAAGGAGCAGAAGCAAGUGGUUUUGAUGGAGUGGUCACGGGCUUUCACCAUGGAAUAUUGAAAUUGGCUAUGGAGCCAUCAUUAUUGGGAACUGCUUUGAUGGAAGGUGGCCCAGAUAGAAAGAUUAAGCUUGACCGCAGUCCUGCUGUUGAUGAGUUAUAUAUCGAAGGAUACUUGCAAGCGAUGUUGGAUACGAUGUAUAGACAAGAAUAUUUGAGAGUCAGAGUCAUCGAGAAUCAGGUUUACCUCAAAAACCUGCCCCCCAACAGUUCCCUUAUAAACGAGAUUAUGGAUCGUGUGAAGGGGUUUCUUGUGAGCAAGUCACUUCUGAAAGGAGACCCCUCAAUAACAUCUCGCCCCUUGGGUCAUCUUCGAGGUGAACGUGAGUGGAGAAUCGGCCCAACUGUGCUGACAUUAGGUGAGCAUCUGUUCGUGAGUUUCGCAAUCCGAAUCCUGCGGAAGCAAGCUAACAAGUGCAUCGCCAACAUCAAGUGGAAGCCAGAGAGCGAUGGUGGUCGAUCGAUUGUCCCUGCAAGCUCCUCGGAAGAAGUGGUGAAGGGUAAGUUCAUUUGGAAAUGGGGAAGUGGGAUCGGCAAGUUUGUUUUGUCAGCCAUAGUAGCAUAUAUAGAUGGACGGUUAUGUCGUUCUAUUCCUAAUCCUGUAGCUCGCCGCAUCGUUAGCGGCUUUCUGUUGACUUUCCUUGAUAACAACAACAGCAAUGAAUGAACUUUGCCUAUAUUUUUCUUUGGUUUCA
This is a messenger RNA of Rosa chinensis, 10098 nucleotides long. RefSeq lists its product as uncharacterized. The record is from RefSeq and is a predicted model, not a curated record. NCBI's taxonomy places the organism in Eukaryota, Viridiplantae, Streptophyta, Magnoliopsida, Rosales, Rosaceae. The transcript is spliced from 36 exons. Gene Ontology annotation, biological process: protein targeting to vacuole; protein retention in Golgi apparatus. Bases 354 to 10070 code for a protein of 3238 amino acids. Gene Ontology annotation, cellular component: extrinsic component of membrane.